GAGCGGCGUAGAGUAACAAAGUGACGUGGAGACAGGAGAGGAAGGCAAGUCAGCGGCGUGGGUCGCUGCGAGUGUCCGGGGAGUGGAUCAGGGAUAGACCGACCCGCCGGCAGUCAGUGUUGUGGAAAUUCUGACAAUGGAACUUUUGCAUUUGAGCCUGGUGUUGCUGCUGAUUUCUGCGCAGUGUUUCACUUCCAGCUUGAGUGAUGUUAGCCAACAGCCGAAAGCGUCUGCUCUUACGGUGCUGGAACAGACAGAAGAUGAUGUUGGAAAAGUAGAGGAUGGAACAGUGGAGGAUGAUCUGGACCCUGAAGACAUGGAGGUCUUUUACCCAACGAGUGAAUGGCAAACAGUUAAACCAGGUCAAGCAAUUCCUGCAGGUCUACAUGUUCGGUUAAACUUGGAGACCGGAAAAAAUGAAGCAAAGAUCCCAGAUGAUGAAAGAGGAAAUAGUGGACUGAAGUACUGGAAACAAGGAAGAAGGCAGGGAAUGGUGAAUACGAACUCCAAAUCUUUCACAGCUGAGGAGCUGAAAAGGGCCUUGAAGUUAAUGAAACAAGAAGGCAACAUAGAGGUUGAGGAGGACCAUCAGGAGAAAGUGAGGAAGACCUUCCGCCCAAUAAAGGAGUUGAUGAAAGAUUUUGAAGCAAUGAAUGUGAUGAUGGAGACUGAUAUGGAAAUAAUCAAUAAACUCAUUGACAAAUUCAACAGCACCAGUGCAACACUAGAGGAGAAAAUUGGAGCUCUUUAUGACCUGGAAUAUUAUGUCCAUCAGGUGGACAAUGCCAAGCACCUGGUGUCCACUGGUGGGCUGCAACUUGUGAUCAAUGCCUUAAAUGCCACCGAACCCCUGAUUCAGGAAUAUGCUGCCUUUGUUCUGGGAUCCACACUUUCAGGAAAUCCAAAAGUUCAGAUCGAAGCAAUGGAAGCUGGGAGUUUGCAGAAAUUAUUAGUAUUGUUGGCUACUGACCAUCCUGUGGCUGUAAAGAAAAAGGCUCUCUUUGCAUUGGCAUCGAUAUUGCGCCACUUUCCCUUUGCACAGCAGCAGUUUCUAAAACUUGGUGGCCUGCAAGUACUACGGCAACUUUUUCAGGCAAGGGGAACAGAGUCCCUGCAUGUUCGAGUGAUGACUCUGCUAUAUGACAUGGUCAUGGAGAAGAAGCUCAUCCAAGAAGAUAAAGAUAGUAGUGCACAACAUAAGGAGAAAUGCCGUCAAUAUGAUGAGGUUAACUUGCUGCCACCCAUGCUGGAACAGGGCUGGUGUGUACUGGUUCCAAAGCUCUUGACAUCUGCUGAACAUGAUACAAGAGAGAAGGUGUUAAAGACCAUGAAUCUUAUGAUGGCUGCCUGCAGGGAUGAGUACCAGGCUUUGCAGGACCUGACUGCUUCACUAAUCAUGCUCCGAUCAGAGUAUGAGAACCUGGCUGCUGAAGAGCAGAGAGAAGGGGACCAAGAUGGUUAUUUCCUGGGACUCUUGAACUCUGUCAAUAGCAUCAUUCAGAAACUAGGAUGAUUGGUAUUAGAAGUGCUUCCAACUUGAACUUUUCAAAGAAAAACUUGUGGCAAUAUUCUGAAAGGUUUGCUCCCUGCACUUGAGGCAAAAGUGAACAUUGGAUACCUAUUUGGGUUGUACUGAUGUGCCUUAUACAGUUGGGUUUAUCUGUUGUGCAUUUGGCUUUGAGUCUAAUGUAUAAUUUAUACAGUACUAUCAAGUAAAUUAAGUAUUUGACAAUCCCUUAGUGUCAACUGAUUCUGAAGCUUUAUACCUCACUUUAAAUCCUGAUUUUUGAUCUAUUCUCAAGAUAAUAUUUAUUUAUGAAAUCAGCAGAAGUACGACACCAGAUAUGGACACUAUAAUUCACAUCUGAUCUGUACUAUUCAUAUGAACUAUUUUGGUUAGUAAAAGUUGCUGAAGUCGAAUGCUGCUCUUGCUCACUUUUAAAAGUUAACUGGUGACUUAAAACAAUUGAUCACUAGUGAUGGUGUAUUAAUGUCUAAUUGACUCCUGGAAAAUAAUGUUUGAGAAUGUUUUAAAGUUCAGCAACUUCUGCAAUUUUAAUAUACAGUACUUUUAUUUUUAAUCACUUUCAACAAGUUUAUUUUAAAUGCCAUACUACUGAAAACACAUUUUUUUCCCCCCCAUUGUCAAGGGUAAUACAAAAUCAGAUGCAGCAUUUUUUCAAUUUUUUCUAUCCAAACCAAAUAAAUUUAAAUGUGGUCAAAAGCUUCAUAUGAAGUGCUUCAUAACACUAUUUAAGGUUGAUAUUUGAAUAGAAGGGUAUUUGUUUCAGCUGAACAAAAGAAAACCAUGGUAUGAUGUAUUUCAUUAACAGCAGUGUUAUUGUAUUGAUCUUUUUUUGGAGAACCUCUACCUGGUAAAUCAAAAUCAAAAAAAAUUCUUUAGAUGUUGGAAAUCUGAAAUAAAACAGAAAAUAUUAGAAGUCCU
Pristis pectinata (smalltooth sawfish) is the source of this 2446-nucleotide messenger RNA. RefSeq names its product SIL1 nucleotide exchange factor (gene sil1). The record is from RefSeq and is a predicted model, not a curated record. The coding region runs from base 137 to 1513 and encodes 458 amino acids. The transcript has 10 exons. Lineage: Eukaryota; Metazoa; Chordata; Chondrichthyes; Rhinopristiformes; Pristidae.